Molecule: messenger RNA, 3858 nt
Organism: Bradysia coprophila
Lineage: Eukaryota; Metazoa; Arthropoda; Insecta; Diptera; Sciaridae
Gene: raw
Product: NDT-like domain-containing protein raw
Cellular component (GO): plasma membrane
Source: RefSeq, a predicted model, not a curated record
UUGUUAGUUCAUUGCCAGCUCUGAAAGAGAGUAGAAUACGAGAAAAAAAAGCAGUUUUGUCGUUUCGGUGUAUGGUUCUUUUUUUGUGUCUUCACUGUAAUCGCGCUUUUAUGAAAGAUUCAGUCGAAUAUUGAAUAAAAUUGAAUGAUAAUGCGGAAACGUAUUGUAUCGGUCAUAAAAUUGAAUCUUUUUUUAUUGUUGUUAAAGAUCUCAACGGAACGACAAUCAUUUUGUUGAUCAAUGCUACUAAUAAUACUAUGAAUUCUGUGUAAAUAAAGUAAUAAAUAAAACGUUGAAUCAGAGUGUGGCAGAGUGUUGUAUAGCGUAUAUAAUAGACGAUUAUGUACGUAGUAAAACACACAUCACUAUCCGAAAAAAUAUUAUUAAGUUUGUGUGUGCGCCGCGAGUAUAUUAUAUAUGGCAAAUCUACAUAUAAGUUAGGUACACAUUGAAAAGGAAAGAAAAAAAAACUUUAAAUUUGUUGUAGCUGUUUUCUAUGCAGUUGACGGAAUAUUAUUUUCCAACCAAAAAGCAUUUCGAACUUUUCUGUCGAACGAACCGUUUUUUCCAAUAAAAGCAACCAAAUAAACGUUGAACUUCAUCGUUACAUUGAACGGUUAAUAAAAUCGGAUUGUUCAGGAAGUUGUCAGUCGCGCCGUUUGUGACACAAAACAACAACAAAACCAAAAAAAUAAUAAAAAAAAAAAUUUAAAAAAAAGCCACCAGCCAACAAAGUGAAAAGAAAAUAUAAAAAUGAUCUCAUACCAAACGUGAUCAACAUUAAAUCAUUCCAUUUAUAAAUUUUAAUUGAGUUCAAAGAAUAUAAUCUUGUGCGAGUAAAAUCAGAAAUAAAUUUUCAAGUAUAAUCGAGGAAAGGGAUUACAUUAAUAUAUCGAAAAUAUUGAUAAACCCAACCCAAUUAGGCACACACACAGGAUGAAUCCCAUCAACUCGUCCGUUUAAAUCAAGAAGAAUUUUUUCGUUUGUUUGUUUUUUCGUGUGUGUUGCUCCUUCUUCGGUGUGUGGAAUAAUUACAAUGAAAGCGGAACCAUUGCCGACAGAAUGCUGCGAAUGUAAUUAUAGUACUACAAAUGGAUCAAAUGGUCGAUUAGAUUCGGAUGAAGUGGCGAUGCGACCGAACACUUUGAAUGUUACGCGAAACGACCGAAAUGUGGAGUCGAAAAAGUUCAUCAGAGAAGCUUUGUAUGCCUGGCGUGCUAAAGCAAGAUGCAAUGUUGUACCUGCAGAAAGACUGUAUGAUCUCUUUAGAGAGCUAAAUUUUAAUCCAACUGAAAAACAAAUCAACGAAAUGCUGCAAACGGCGAAACUAUUUGCUCGGCGCAGCAACAAUUUGGAUGCCAGUAAAAAGCACAUGAACGGCCUCACAUUCGGCGAAUUCUGUGUGCUGGCAACAGAUUUGAAACGAUUUCGUACAUACCAUGCGUCGCAAGGUCAUGACCAAAAAUCUUCAAGCUCUCUGUCAUCAUCAUCAUCAUCAUCAACACCAGCAUCAUCAACAUCACAAAAAGCAUCAACCACAGCAGCGACCGAUACAAAUUCAGAUUCAAAUUCCGAUGGUCAAUCACAUUCAAAAACUGACCCUAUUGACAAGACCUACAAACAACCAUUUUCAACCAUUGAUAUUAAUGCACCGGAAGUAUUCCUGGGUGGAUCGUGCAAUCCAACAACGUGGCGCAAAGAUGUUGCCAUUCCGGCGCUCGAUGAACUUGGAAUCUCGUUUUAUAAUCCGCAAGUGUCCGAUUGGACUCCGGAUCUGAUUGAAUUGGAGCACCGAGCCAAGGAGAAAGCUCGCGUGUUAUUUUUCGUAAUGGAUUCCGAAACCCGGGCAUCAGCCGGGGCAAUUGAAGCAGCUCAUAUUGCUGGACAGAAUUCGAGGCAUUUAGUGUUGGUACUUCAUCCAUACAAACCUGAGCAGUGCAUUUUAAAUGAGCCCAUUUCUUCGCAAGAAUACAUCGAUUUGAAGAGGAACCAAGAGUUACUUAAAGAAUUAGUGAUACGAAGAGGUAUUCCUGUUUUAGACAGCAUUCCGUCUGGAUUACAGAGAACUAGAGCAAUAUUAACCGGUGAUCUGGGACGAUCGCCCCCAUCAAAUGUUUCAUCCAGACUCAAACUGGUGCGUCGAGCGUUCGAUAGAGUAGCUGACAAAUCUUUGCAUAAUAAAAUAACAUUGGCACAGUGUCAGUGCGCUCUGAGCUAUCUGGGCUAUCCGCAAAAUUUGAUUUCUACGAAUUGCCUGACCGAAAUAAUCGACAUACAUCGAGAGAAUGGGCGAACUCAAGAGGUUCGAUCAAUUUCGAGCAUUCACGACUGUUCGAUAACAUUCGAUGAGUUCUGCAUGAUCACAUCGUAUUUGGCAAUUUUGCAGCAAGAGAUUCAUGAAAGUGGUUGCAUUUCACCGAUAAAAGGGACCAAUUUACCACCACCGCCAAUCUUCUUGACAAAUACGCCGGAACUUAUGCACAACACGCCCAACGAUCAUCUGACGGUCACCUACAACACAACGUAUUCAAAACAAAUAUUUCGAACAAGCAGCUGCAAAAGUGUGCCGGAAGAUCGAUUCAAUCGAACCGAUUUGUAUCGGAAUCGCGACAGUGGCACAUCAUCACCGCAAGAAUUGAAAAAUAUUGUGGCCAAGGUGUCGCAAUUGGAAAAGAAAACAAAAAUUUCGCUAAACGUCGAGUAUUUUGCCAGCGAACAGGAAGAGGAGAGCGAUUCAAACGAUUCAGUAUUUUCCAGUGGCAGUUCCAUCGAUUCGAAUCACAUUGAGCACAAUCGCCCGAAUAUGAUCGAAAUCAAGGAUUUGUACUUAGGCGGCAGCUGUAUGUUAAGAACAACGUGGCGAAAAGACUUUGUGAUACCGAUGCUGAAUCAAAUGGGCAUCAGCUACCAUUUGCCCAUGUUACACGAAAGUAUUUUCAACGGUGACUCGACGCACCAGCUACCGGGACCGGUGAAAGUGAAUGGUGAAACGGAAUUGGCCUACUGCGGUGAAGUGUGUUCGUCGACAGACUUUGCCCUGCCAUCCAUGUUCAAUCCGGCCAUAUUAGAUGCUAGUCGAGUUCUACUGUUUGUCAUCACCAACGAAACACGAUCAUUGGCUCCGAUGACAUUGGCAGCUCAUUACAUUGGUCUAGGCUAUAAUGUUGUCCUGUGCGUACAAAUGCUACCCGAAUUUUGUGUGCUGGGAAAUGAUCGGCUAACACCAGCUGCGAUCAAGGAUUAUAAUCGCGGUCGAUCGUAUUUGAUUGAUUUGGCGAAGCGGCAAGGUGUACCGGUAUUUAGUGAUCUUAAGCAGACUAUAGAUUGUGCAAUAGAAAAGGUGAAAUCAUCUAAUUCGAGGAAUUCGAUUUGAAGUCAAUUCGGUGUGUAGAGUUAGGUGUCUUGGGCUGAUAUCGUUCAAUAUUGUGGAACAAUUCAAAUUAAAAUUUUUUUUCAUUUUUUUUUUGUUAAAUUCUAACCCUGGUCAUCGGUGUGGAUGGUGUAGUCAAAUUUUUUUUUUAUAUUUCAAAAUUUAUCUUUUCACCCUAAUUGAAUUAAAGUGAAAAACUAUUAUUAAAUGUAACAACAAAGCAACAACAAGAAAACAAACAGAAUAAUUUUAGACGUAAGGACAGAUUGUAUAAAUUAGUGGAUAUUGUCUUUCAAAUUUAGUGAAUGUUUUUUUUUUCAAUUGUUAAUAUUUAUCCUCCUAUUUAAUGAAAUUAAAUUAGUUAUGUAAGCGCGCAGAAGUUCGUCGAAAAAAAGAAGAAAAUGAAUGAAAAGUAAGUUGCACAACACUAAUAACCCCCAUCUACCCCCCAAAAAAUUCAUAUUAAAUUUAAUGAUAAAAAGAAGAAG